AUGUUCGCUCUAGACGUCGCAGCAAGCAGCUCCCCUGCCCAAGCCCCACGCUCGGCCGAUGCCCUUGCAAAUAUGGCACGGCGACGAGCACUAUCCUCUCCCCGAUUUAAAAGAGAUUCAUCCCCUACCAUCCCGCGCAGGCGAACCUGUCCGCCGGCGCCCCCCUCCCCUGCCCUUGGCUCCGAUGAAGGGCAAUGGCAGUCCUCGGUGGCCCUGUCCAGCGCUGCCCCGCAACAGCACUCUGCGGUACGAUUUCAGUCGGCUGAACCGAAGACGGAAGAGAAGACGCAGUUCCGGGCAACGCAACAUGAACUAUCAGACUCCGAAUCCAUUUCGAGCGGCCCUUCAUUCAGCGAAGUCGAGCCUGCAUCCUCAAGGCAACUGUCAGUAAUUACCGCUGCCACGUCUGUCACGGGUGGUCGAAAUUCUGUGGCUUCCCACAACGCUCUCGUCGCUUGGCCACAACACCGACGCCAGCUGGAUAGACUUGGAGCCCGACGUGACUGCGGAGGACGAUGGCGCGAGCAUCGAUGGGGUCACUGUGCAAGACGCCUGCGACCAUCUUCAGACGUUGACGAGAGUCAUCGAGGCGGCAGUCCUGUACGGGCGGCAACAGCGAACGCUGCGCUACGAGCUGCUCCGAGCCCAUUUGAGAGCUUUCCUAGAUCUAGCACCCGAACAUGGAGCUUGCAAAUGCAGGCAGUUCCAUCGACCCAUGCUGAGCGACGCCGUUCGCUCAAUCAUGUUGAGAUGUCCAUACCGCAGCGGAGAUCUUCGCUCUAUGCCGACACAACAGCCAAUUUAAAGAACUUGAGCUUUCUGGCGACGCCUGACUUGUCAUGCCAAGCCUCAUUCGAGGCGCCUGCCUCAGGCGUCCCUCAUCAAGGUCGCGGAUCGGCCGAAGCAGAGGCAACGAACCCAGCUCUUGAUGACCUCAAUGACGACAUAGAACCGUGGUUCCGGUAUGUAGACCAACAGCAUGUCUCCUCCGCCGAAAGACGAAGAACAGUUCAUGCCUCGAAACGGCAAUCCCACACGCUGCCAACCCCACCGCUGGAUGAGGUGCAAUCCUGGCUCGACAGCUCACUGGACGCUUCACAGCUGGAAGAGGGCCACCGCAUGCCACUGCCGCCAGAUGUGGUCGAGACGCUGCGGGUCUCCCUCGCUUGCUUCCCAGAAACGAUGUUACUGUGUUCGAGCCUGUCUACCGAGACCAUUCGCAGCUAUGCAAAGAAGGUGAAGCACCCGGCCAAUGAACCAGCCAGCCUACACACUCCGCCCCCGUCACCAAAGAGGUGGAAAUGGUCGAAUGUCCUGGGUCAGCGACGGAGUGUCUCCUCGUUGAAACGUGAUUCGCUUUCACAACGGCAUUCCACGGAGCUCAACACGUGCACCGAAUCUUCAACAACGACGGCGUGUCCGUCACCACAGCCACCAUGGUCACGGCUUCGCAACAUUUUCCCUGAUGGCUCUGAUUAUCUGCUGGACGCAUUGUACGCCCACUUGGUCGCAUAUAGCUACGUAUCUGGUCUGGUACCCCGCUCCAAUACAAAGCACUCAAACCGCGUGGACCGACAGCCUUCGACUCCAAAUCAUGAGCGCCAAUCGAUCGAGUCUUUGAAGAGUAGGGAUUCGAACUCAAAUGACAUUCCGAAGAAGGCGGCGCAUCUUCUCGGGCUACAAGAUGCUGCCACGCCACCUUCUCCCCAUUCACCACAAGCCCAACGACUUCGCAAGAAGUCGAGCAUUCUGGAUACGCUUCGUGGCUCUCGUUUACCGCUGUCGACGCAAUCGACAUCCAUGGAUAGUCGGCCUAUGAAAGAAAUUCAAGUCGGGUUGGCUCGAUGCAUAGGCCGGCUCGUGACGACGCUGCGUGUAAGUCCUGAUGAGGGUGCGGAAGACGAAACCUUACUUUUGGCGGGUGAGGAUUCCAAGCUUGAGAACAUCGACCCCUUGCUGGUGCGAUCGUUGUGCGAAAUUGUACGCUGUUGUGAGGAGACGGCGUAA
This is a messenger RNA of Verticillium alfalfae VaMs.102, 2007 nucleotides long. RefSeq lists its product as hypothetical. The record is from RefSeq and is a predicted model, not a curated record. Bases 1 to 2007 code for a protein of 668 amino acids. The transcript has 2 exons. NCBI's taxonomy places the organism in Eukaryota, Fungi, Ascomycota, Sordariomycetes, Glomerellales, Plectosphaerellaceae.